AGGGACCGUGAUUACGACGACAUGGAUGAGGAGGACCCGUUCAACCCCCAGGCACGGCGCAUCGCCACCCACCACCCACCCCGGGGGCAGCUGCGCAGCUUCUGCAGCUACAGCAGCAGCCUGGGCAGCCAGAGCAGCCUGCACCCCCCUGCCCAGACCGUGUCCAACGCCCCUGUCUCCGAGUACAUGAACCAGGCUGUGCUGUUUGGAGGGAACCCUCGCUAUGAGAAUGUGCCCCUGAUCGGCAGAGGAUCUCCUCCCCCCACGUACUCCCCAAGCAUGAGAGCCACGUACCUGUCUGUCGGCGCUGAGCCCGCGCGGCACCGCGGCGCAGAGUUCCCCGCGUAG
Messenger RNA from Acanthisitta chloris (rifleman), 348 nucleotides. RefSeq names its product tweety family member 2 (gene TTYH2). The annotation marks the transcript as partial. The transcript has 3 exons. The record is from RefSeq and is a predicted model, not a curated record. NCBI's taxonomy places the organism in Eukaryota, Metazoa, Chordata, Aves, Passeriformes, Acanthisittidae. Gene Ontology annotation, cellular component: plasma membrane. Gene Ontology annotation, molecular function: intracellularly calcium-gated chloride channel activity; volume-sensitive chloride channel activity.